AUGUCUGGUUGUGGACCUCGCCUAGUGUCCGUCAAAACGUGGCACUUAGAAUGGUUUUGGUAUAUCUGGCCCGCGUUAUGGUACUCGGAGGCCAAUUUCAACGAGAAUACAGCCCCGUUAGCUCACUUGUACAACGUCCAAGCUGGAGCGGAUACAAUGGGGUACACGACUGGCAGAACUGUCUACGAUAUUGGGUAUGUUAUCACGCUCUUGUAUUGGCUUCCUGAUUCAUGCCAAGUAUAUAUUUACUAA
Molecule: messenger RNA, 252 nt
Organism: Penicillium samsonianum
Lineage: Eukaryota; Fungi; Ascomycota; Eurotiomycetes; Eurotiales; Aspergillaceae
Product: ABC transporter
Exons: 2
Coding region: 1-252 (83 amino acids)
Source: RefSeq, a predicted model, not a curated record